Messenger RNA from Leguminivora glycinivorella, 968 nucleotides. RefSeq names its product THAP domain-containing protein 1-like. Bases 120 to 950 code for a protein of 276 amino acids. The record is from RefSeq and is a predicted model, not a curated record. The transcript has 5 exons. NCBI's taxonomy places the organism in Eukaryota, Metazoa, Arthropoda, Insecta, Lepidoptera, Tortricidae.
UCAUGCCAAGUGCGACUUUUUUUCGCACUUGUGUGAUUGUAUCCGAACGGCCCUCGCAGUACUCAAUUUCAUGUCGUUCUAAAAACAUCUCCUGAAAAAAAAUUCAAUUUGCUGGAAAUAUGGUAGGUUGUGCAGUGAAUGGAUGUUAUAACACAACAAAUAAUAAUAAGAAACCGUCCGACAUUACAUUCCACGCUAAGGUGGCGCCGCUGCAGAGUAGCACACAACUUUACCUACAUCCAUGUAAUACAAUAUGUAGAGAUAUAGUUUUAAUUCAGGUCAAAUGCGAUUCUAACGGUUUUAUUAGAUUUCCGAUUGAUCCGCUUCUGGCUGCGAAAUGGACGGAGAAAAUUAGACUGAACAGGAACGAUGCUACGUGGAAACCGACCAAACACAGUCGAAUAUGCUCGGUGCAUUUUGACGAGGGGGACAAAUACGAAAGUAAAAAUGGCUUGCGCAAGUUAUGCCGUGGCACGGUCCCAACUAAAAAUGUACCUGUUUUUAUCACAGAAGAGAAACGCAAUGACCCAUGUAACAUUCUAAAUCAACACGGCCCAAGUUCACCACAACGGGGUACCUCGCGAGACGACGCUAACAAAACACAAUUAAAAUCACCAUCUUUAUCUUCCACUUCCAUAGCGUCUUCAAUUUUUGAUUCACCAAAAGAGGCUUCAUUGCGGCAAAAAUUAAAGAGGAAAGUAAUUUUGCAACGCAAAUUGACUAAAAAAAUCAAAUUCCUUCAACAAAAAACACGACGAUUAACGAAAAGAAAUGAAUCACUACAGAAUAUUAUAAAAGAAUUACGCAAAAAAAGAUCUGUCAAUAACGACGUGUGCAACGUAUUAUCAGAAAAAGUACAGCAAGCAGAGCAGUACAAGACCAUGGCUUUAGAAAAAACUACAGCAAAUAAACAGCUCAUGCCAGAAUGUACUCCAGUGAAUAGAUAUUAAAGUUCUGCCUCCCUUUUA